AAGUGUCUGAAGUGUUUGAAGAGUGGCAGCAUAGGCAGAUGAAAUUGAAGUUGACGCACCGAGUUGUGAGCUGUGUUCGUAGACUCUAUCAUUUGCGAUGUGCUAUCAUUUUUUAUGCUUAGGCUAGUCUAUAUUUAACCAAGUAAGUUCCACUACACUGGGAAUAUCUUAUCCGAGAGAGACUUGACCAAGAAGACAGCCAUACAGUCGCAAACAGCUGGAGACAGCACAGCACAGUAUAAGAAACCGAACAAAGUAGGCAAAAAAUACUUGGUUGUGUCAUGUUUUGCAAAAUAAAGAGUAAGACAGAAAGAAGCAUGCUAUGGCAUUGUUCAGGUGCCCACAGGGCCGUGGUUCUGCCGUAAGUGUGAGUCACAGGAGAGGGCGGCGCGCGUGAGAUGUGAACUGUGCCCCCACAAGGAUGGCGCCCUCAAGAGGACAGACAGCGGAGGCUGGGCCCACGUUGUGUGUGCACUCUAUAUCCCCGAGGUGCAGUUUGCCAACGUCCUCACCAUGGAGCCCAUCGUCCUGCAGUAUGUCCCCCAUGAGAGAUACAUCAAGACAUGUUACAUCUGUGAGGACCACGGGAGGGAGAGCAAGGCUGCCUGCGGAGCUUGCAUGACCUGUAACAGACAGGGCUGCAGACAAGCUUUCCAUGUCACCUGUGCUCAGAUGGCUGGGUUGUUGUGUGAGGAGGAAGGUCCAGAAGCUGACAAUGUGAAAUACUGCGGCUACUGCAAGCACCAUUACAGCAAAAUGCAGAAGAAGUUGCGCUCCAGUGAGAAUACAAGUAGCUCCUUUGGCCACUCUAGGGGGCGCUCCAGCUCUCCUUCACAGGACAAACACCACCACCACAGACAGAGGAAGGUAAGCACAGAGAGUCAUAAGGACAAGAUGCGACAAAAGGAGCGUCACAAGAAGUCUUCUGAUAGCCUGAGCUCCUCAAUGACCAGCAGUUUAGACAAGAUCUCCUCAAGUCAUCACAGCAAGGACAGUGAGGGAAAGUCCAAGAAGCUGAGCUCUCACAGCCUUGGUCAUCGCAGCAAGAAGACAGGAAGCACCGGCAAGAGCUGCUCCUCCUCCUCCUGCUCCUCUAGUCCAUUCAACACAGGUGGCUCCCUGUCUUCGGCUCAGGACUUCCACCAGUUCUCUUCUUCCUCACGUCUGGAGCGCGACCACGACCGAGGUGGUGAUGACCACAGUGGCGAGGACCGUAAGGAACGUCACAGGAGGACAGUAGUCCAAGAGGAUGAAGAUGAGGAAGAUGAUGAAAAGGAAGAGGACAAAGAUGAGGAGGUUGAAGAGGAGGAGGAAGAGGACAGUAAAUACCACAAGCCACCGGCGCUGACCCCUGCCGAUGGCCCCCUUACAGGGUCACAGGGUCACGACAGAUCAGAGGGCAAUGGCAGCCCUUUCGAAACCAAGGUCACCAUCUCUACCUUUGGAUCCAUCAUGCGCAUCACUUCCUCCUCAGGCCUGGGCAGCAGCAGCAAGAUCCGUAAGAUCUCCACCUCAGCAGACUACAAACCGUCCAAGUCCCUGUGCAAACCCUCUCACCUUACCACACCCCCUAUCCUGGAGGAGGCAGACCUAGAGGACAAAGCCACCCCCCCGCCACUACCUCGCGAGAGGAGGCACCGCGGAAACAAGAAGAGCCGUCACGGCCCGGGGCGUCCGCGAGGGAGUAAGAAUCGAGAGAGGAGGGAAGAGGAACACCAUCACCACCACCAUCACACUGCACCUCCUCCUCCACCCUUAACCUCUUCGCUCUAUCCCAGCCCAUCUUCCAUUCCCCACCCUGCCUUCCCCUCCACCCUGCCACCCACCGCCACCUCCUCUUCUUCUUUCUCAUCCUCCUCUGCCGGCAGUUUUUCCGCAGGCCGCAGCAACUCAUUGCUCGGCUCUGGCAUCUACUCCAGUCUCAAGGACCCUCUCACACUGGGUGGGGGUGUCUGCAGUACCCCUCUUUCCCUAGGUGGAGGGGUGUGUAGCACCUCCUUGUCCCUAGGAGGGGGCAUGUGUAGUACCCCUCUUUCCUCAGGACUUCUCCCAUCCCACGUCUCCACUCUCUCUCUUCCUUCAGUCAAUGCUGUCUCAAACACACAGGUCCAUCCAGGUUCCAGUACUUCAUAUAGUCUGACUUCCUCUCAGCCUUUUGCCAGCUGUCUCUCCACAGCCCCCACACUGCCACCACUACUGAGCCAAGCCCAGACCUCACUGCCAGAGUCCGAUCUUGAUGACUGUCGCUUCCCAUGUCAGGGGAACUCACCAAGAGAGAGCCUUUCUUCACAGUCUCCUAUGAGCUGUCUUCCUCUUCUGUUCGACCAGAGAGAUGGGUUGGGUCCCGGGGUUAGAGCCCGUCCAGAGAAUGUCCCUCCAGCCAGCUCCCACAUUGAGCUCCUCCUGGAGAAACAUGGCAACGGGGAGAUGGGAGUCAACAUUGUGGAGAUGCUCCAGUCACUACACUCCCUGCAGCAGGAGAACCAGCGUCUCCAGGACCAGAUCCUCAGCUUGACGGCCAAGAAGGAGCGACUACAGUUGCUCAACGUGGAGCUGGCCGUGCCUUUCCCUCCACAAGCCCACUCUGCCCAGGGAUCCAUGCACACCUCUGCACAGAUCAACUUCCUCUCAUCCACCCAAGACCCCCUAAGCACCAAUAAGAGCCCCCUCUCCAAAAGCUGCUUCCUGAAUGACACCUCCUUCGUUACCUCUUCUGAGGAGCUCCACUCCGGCAGUCCGUCCCGCAGUAGCUCCUCCCUCUCCUUCCAGAGCACCCCCCCUCCUCAGCAGAGCCCCGCCUCCUUCGGCCAGCCCCUGCUGAACGGGUUGACUCGUGGUUUGAGUGAUGGGCUGGGGACCAUCAGUCAAGCUGGCAGCUCCACUCUGCCUGUUGUGGGUGGCCUCAUGGCUUCCCUGGCAGGCAGUCCGCAGCUGAACAUGAAUGGUGUGCUGGGCAGUCUAAACGGGGUAAUCCAGUCACCGGUUCAGAGCACCCCCCAGCCCACGCUCCCCGCUCUGCGGCCCCAGCCUCCACCUCUCAACCCCCAAGCGCUGGCACAGGGGUUCCAGCUGCCCAAGAGUGUGAGCCCGUCCUCUCUCCUGUCAGAGCAGCAGAAGCAGCUUCUCCUCCAGCAGCAGCAGCUCCAGCAGUUCCUCACCUCACAGAACUUCACUCCUGAGCAGCAGGUGGUGGUGUACCAGAUGCUGCAGCAGCAGCAGCAGAGACAAAGAGAGCUACAGCGCCUCACGCUGACAGGAGCACUCACCUCCACCCCGACCUCACCCAUGAUCGCCCAGUCACCCAACCUGCUCUCCUCAGCAACAGCCUCACCCCUGCAGGGCGGCCAAGGAAACAGUCUCUUUGGCCUGCAGGACACUGCACUUCACAAGCCUGGGGCUGCAGGAGAGAAGGGUGGAGACAAGAAUGGCUAAGAUUUCUUGUUUAAAUGGGAGCAGCUGAAAUCACCAUACGUCAUUCAAACUGAUCUGCCCCAUCAAGAUCUGAAGUCAACUUAAAUAUCUCAUCCAAGACUUAUCCGUCUUUCCUUCUCUGUCAUCUUUAUCUUACACCCUCUUUUAUGAAUGUAUAAUGGGACUGACUUAAGCGUUAAGCAAUUUUUUUUUUUUUUUUUUUGUGAUUUCAAAUUCUUUAUAUCAGAGGUUCCUCUCAUAGGUUUUUGUGUAGGCAGCUUUCAGAGAGCAUGAAUACAGUGGUCUCUUAUUAAAUUGCACUAAUUUGUUAGCUAGACCAAUGGGGCUGCUUCUGUAGGCAGAGCUCGAGUUCCUACUUAUCUCUGCAUGUGUUCUGCAGGGUUUUGGCUAUAAGUUUGAACUCUGGCGAUAUUAGGUCAGAAUGUCUUACUUUUGACUUCUCAAGCACUGACCGGUAUUAAUUUCCCCCAUGGCUUGAACCAAUGUUUCCAUUCAAUCUGUCCUCUCCGAGGACACUGAGAAUCAGACUUCUGCCACCUCUUGAAACCUCAACUGUCUUCCUUGAUAUUUUGUCUUCCCUUUGUUUUCACCCUACCCAAAUUUCAUCCAAAUCUAUAUAUCACAGUCUCACACAAGCACCUGUUACAUAAAGGAUAAUGAUGCCACCGUUUUCAACAUGUGGGUCAUGUGUCAUUUUGACAUUAAUAUUGGUUAUUAUCUCAGACUUAUCUGCCAUUUGUUUCCAUACUGAGAUGUUUGGUACCCGUUUUGUGCUGACUCAUUAACGCGAUAGCCUUCACUGGAUGUAAAAGUCUACCAGAAAUCUCAGGAAUGAAAAAAUGCACCAAACAAGUCUGAGGUAUUAAUCCCUGUGAAUGCAAGAAUGGCACCGAACCUACUUUAAAAAUGGCACUGUUGUCCAGUAGAGACUUUAAAGUUGAGCGCCAGGUUUUAUUCAACCCCUCCUGAGAAUUUCUAGAGAAUUUUAUAUCCUACCAGUUGCUACCGAGAUUAAGCAGACUAAACCAAACAUUUGGAAAUUGUAAGUAAGAAAUUAAUUGUAUUUCCUAAACCAGUGUGCACUUUGCAUGUUAAUAGCUAACAGAGCAAAUUAGCCAUCAACAAAGUACCUUGUAAAGGAUGUUGGGUACUUAAUAGGCCACUAGGGACUGACAAGUUUUUGAUUUUAUAUGAGUAUUUUGCACUCUGUCCUGAAGUGUGUUUUUUUUUUUAUGUUACUUUCGUACAUAGAUAUUCUUUUCAUGUUUGGCAACUAGUUGUUCUUUUAGCAAUACUGGAUAGAUAAUGCCUUAAUGAUGCUAGAUACACAGAGAAAAUCAAGAGCCCAAAGGCUUAUUCUCUUGUCAUCUUACUUUGAUAGUGUUUUUAUACGGGGUACAUGGAGGACUUAAUAAAGUGAAAGCACUCCUCCUAAGCCCAUUUAUACUUUUGAUAGGUAACAAUGAUAAUUUCAACAGUUGUGUGAAUUGAAUAACCGUAGUGAUAACUAAAGUGUCAAAUCAUUUUGUAUUGUAAUUUUGUCUUCAGAUGCAAUGUUCUUUUGUUGUUUGUGCUUUGGAGAAGUGAGAAACGAGGACUUGUUGAAAAUCUUACAGUAAAGCCUGCACAGUGGUGUCAUAGGAGAUAGUUUGAGCAGACGUUUCGACUAGCUGAAGACGGCCACAUUGGAAACUGUUGCUGAAGGGCUGUUGCGACCGUGUAGAGUUACUAGUGUAGUUGUUAUCAGCUCUGGACGGCGUGUUUUGCCGGUGCUGUUGCUGUACAACAUCAUGUUGGCUUUUCCUUCUGGACUGUGUUGAAGCCCGCGUUCAGAACACAAGCUAACUCUUAGACUAUGAUAAGCUUCUCUUUCCUUCCAGUACACGUAACUUUGUAGUAUUUCUAUCAAUCUUAUUCACUAACAAAUGCCACUCAACUACAUUUCUGUCUCUCAAGCUAAGGGAUUAUUUAUUUUCUCAUAUAUUUUCUUCUGUGUUCUUUAAAAAAUGCUUAGGCCUUUUCAAGUUCUCUUCUGUUUGCAUUCUUAAACAUGAUCUCCCAUACAUGUGAUACCUGAGUACUAGGUUGUUCUGUUAGUAGUUAAUGUAGGUGUCAGUAAGGAACUUCAAGCAACGUAUUAGUUGUUGAAAAAUACUGUAGCAAUGACUGAAGGAGAAUGUUUAUUACGUUGAUAACCCAUGAGUCUACACGUUGACAUGACUCCUAGAGGGAGGUCUGCAAUUUACCAAGUAUGUCCUUAUGAGUCGCCUCGAAACCGAGGCAAAGUCCAGGCAAGAAAAACGUCCAAGAGAUUGACUGAAAGAGUGCUGCGAAGGAUUUUUGAAGGGGUUUCUUUCUCAUGUUGCACUGGGGCAUUUUGGGCCCAAUUGUAAAUCGUUUUUUAGUACCUUUUCAAUUUUGUUGGAAUACAAGUUGUAUACUUUAAUAUGUUUGUGUAAAAACACAUUCAUUCUUUUAAGCUUUGAAGUUUGGGUAACCAAGAUAAUCCAUGUUAUGAAUGUCGUACUGUGUAUCUUUUAUGUAUUAGAACAUGUUUAAGCACCUGGCUCUGAAUGAUGUUUGAUGGAGAACGAGUUACCUAUUGGGAUAUGAAUUGCAUGAAAUGCAGUGAAGUCUCUCAAAUGUAUUGCUAAAUACCAAGUAAUAACUAUGCAUAGAUUUUAAAUGCAUUGUUCCCUGAAAAAAAAUGAAAUGAAAUGAGCACUGAAUUUUAAAAAAGGACAAGCACGUUGUCAUUGUACAGUGUAUUUGUUUUAGAGAAUUGAUCAAGAAGAAUUUGACAAUAUUCAGAUUAAAAGCCCUGUAAAGUAUUUUGAUAUUUUUGUGUGUAAAAUUAAAAAGGACGGAUUAAGACAACUGAACUUUUUUUUGUCAAUAAAUGUAUUUUACUGAGUUGUUUUA
Messenger RNA from Myripristis murdjan (pinecone soldierfish), 6354 nucleotides. RefSeq names its product protein AF-17-like. NCBI's taxonomy places the organism in Eukaryota, Metazoa, Chordata, Actinopteri, Holocentriformes, Holocentridae. The transcript has 20 exons. Gene Ontology annotation, biological process: regulation of transcription by RNA polymerase II. Gene Ontology annotation, molecular function: histone binding; nucleosome binding. Gene Ontology annotation, cellular component: nucleus. The record is from RefSeq and is a predicted model, not a curated record. Bases 514 to 3432 code for a protein of 972 amino acids.